Molecule: messenger RNA, 2050 nt
Organism: Daucus carota subsp. sativus
Lineage: Eukaryota; Viridiplantae; Streptophyta; Magnoliopsida; Apiales; Apiaceae
Exons: 3
Coding region: 2-1924 (640 amino acids)
Source: RefSeq, a predicted model, not a curated record
UAUGUCUGCAAAAAUCUCCUACCAAAAUUCGAAGUUAUAUAUAAGAAUGAAGCACUCUAGCCAUGAGCAUGAGCUGAUCCUGAAUGAGAUAUAUAUUGCUAGGGAUGGUGAUUUGUGUCGCGGUUGCAGUGAACAAAUAUUCUCAUACAAUUCAUUUGUUUAUAGUUGCAGCAGGAUCACCGGCGCGGGCACUAGUACUGAUGCUAGUGCAGAUAAUAAUUCAUGUGCCAGUUUUUUACUACACAAAAACUGUGCAGAAUUACCAGAACGUAUUCAAAAUCCAGCCAAUCCAAAAGAGCUUCUACACCUCUGUGUCGAUUAUUCCUUCAGUAAGUAUUUACGGUUUCUUGAACUUACUAGUUUUAAUAUAGAAUGUGACAUCUGUGACAGGAAUAUAUCAUGGAGUCCAAAACAGUUCUUCUAUUACAGAAGAAAUGAGAACAGAAUCACUUUUGAUGGUUAUGUUUGCCUCAAUUGUGUUAUGUUCCGAACUCAGAUGUCCUUGGAGGACCGCAAAUUUAGGCAUCCGUCUCACUAUCAACAUAUGGUAUCCUUAAUUCAGCAGCCAUCGUCGUUCAAAUGUCAUGCUUGCAAUGUGGAUGAUAAUAUCAAACACAUGUCUUAUAGAUGCACCAGAUGUCAGUUUUGGGUGCACAAGAGCUGUGCUGAAGCUCCGCGCACUUUCCAAUUCCGAUUUCACGAUGAGCAUCCUUUAAUUCUCUCAUUAUCUCUUCCGCAAGUUUAUCGCAAAUUUGAACAGUAUUGCGGACUCUGUAAUAAAAAAUUGAGUCGACUAGUUUGGAUUUAUUAUUGCCCCAAGUGCAGGUUCUUCACUCAUUUCCAAUGUGCUAGAUCCUUCAAAGGUAUUCUUGAUGAUGGCGAAAAUGAAAAUUAUGAUUCAGAGGUGGAACAACUACCAGCACCUGAUGAGUUAUCAGUAACAUUACUACGGGAGAAAUUUAUCAAGGCCAAGAGUACUCAAAACAACAAUGCUAGCAUCUUGAGCUCAGGAAAUGAAAUUCAACAUUGGACCCACAAGGAACAUCCCUUGCAACUCAUUAAUGUUAAUGAGCUUAAAAAUAAGCAAGAUGAUGAAUUAUCAUUGUUAUGCGAUGGCUGCAUACAAUCCAUCCGGACUGAUGAAGGUCAAAUCUAUGGUUGUGUUAGUUGUAAUUUUUUUAUGCAUAAGUUCUGUGCUGAAUUGCCAAAAAGGAUCAAGGUCAACAUUGGUAGAGCCGGAUUAUACGCCAAUGCAAAUAAGCACAGCGAACCAUACAAAUUGUUUUACUGUCGUGGUUGUGGAGAAGGGUGCAAUGGGAUAUUCUUCAAGCUUGGGGGUUUCAAUUUUCAUAUUGGAUGUGUUACAUUACCCAAAAUGAUCAAACAUGAAGCUCACCGUCACAAACUGAAACGAGUCCUAGUUCGUGAGCCUAAAGAUUGCAAAGCAUGUUACAAGCUAAUACUAAUGAAGGUUAGCCACAAGUGUGAACAAUGUGAUUACCAUAUAUGUGGUUCUUGUAUCAUGAAACCGAGUUUAGUUAAACAUCCAUGGGAUCCUCAUCACCCUCUUCAGUUGAUAUAUAAACCAAGCAUGGUCAGCGAUCAUGUGCAUGAUUUCAAUUGUGAGUUCUGCUCGAAAGAUAUAGACACAAACUACUGGUUCUACCAUUGCCGUGCUUGUGAUAUUUCAUUUCAUCUCUUCAGAUGUUUUGAAAAUUCAAGUCAUCGCAGCUACUUAAAUGUUAAGUUUGGAGCAACGGGCAUUGUCAUCGACAAGCUUCAUCCUCACAGUCUCACAUUUGUUUUAAACAAAAAGGUCCGUGUGUGUGAAAAAUGUCAGAAGAAACAGCUUGGUGAGCCAGUCCUUGAAUGUGCCGGACCAUGUAGAUCUAUAUUCUGUAUAAGCUGUGCUGAAAUGCAGUAGUCUGUCACAUGACACUUCGAUUCACUAUCAGUUUGUAUUCAAUUGUCUCUCUAUCCGGCCUCAUGCAGCCUGUUCUGAUCACUUACUUGAUAAUUAAUAUGAAUUAUGAGAUUCUGUUUCUUCAAU